This is a messenger RNA of Pollicipes pollicipes, 1306 nucleotides long. RefSeq lists its product as uncharacterized. Bases 56 to 1306 code for a protein of 416 amino acids. Gene Ontology annotation, molecular function: DNA binding. The transcript has 10 exons. The record is from RefSeq and is a predicted model, not a curated record. Lineage: Eukaryota; Metazoa; Arthropoda; Thecostraca; Pollicipedomorpha; Pollicipedidae.
UCCUAGUUGGAACGUGGGGCGCGUGCGUUCCUCGUGCCUCAAUAACCCUGUCGAAAUGGAUAUACAUGCGUUGCCUGAAACAGGGCAUGAUUCAGAAGUUCUCCCUGAAAAUAAUGUGGAAGAGCAUGAUGAACCAUUUGACAACCACAGAGCUCAAGCACAUCCAGAGGACCCUGCACUGUCACCAGGUUUAACAAAGAGAUCUCCAACAAUUGAAGACAACCCGAGCCUGAGGGUUCCGUUCAACCGUGGCUGGCGGCGCGAGGUAGUUCAGCGAGCGUGCACCGACGAGCAGCGGCCCGGCCAGAUCCGCGCCGAUGCUUACUACUUCUCCCCCCGCGGCAAGAAGCUGCGGUCCAUCAAGGAGGUCGAUGCGUACCUGAAGAAGACGGGUUCGAGCCUGGCCCUGGGAUGUUUUUCGUUCAGCCGCCAUCUUCUGGGCGUCGGACGGCCGCUCGAGCAGCUGCGCAAGGCGCGACCGGUGGUACCGACCGGCAGCCCCCAUCCUGCGGGCGAGAAGGCCGCCGCCCCCGCCGGCAAGGUGCCAAGGAAGAACCAUACCAUCACAAUUGGGUCGGCUUCAUCUGUGAUCAAGAUUCCAUCCGCUCCAGCGUCACAUCCAACUAAAGCGCCCCGGAAGCAUUCACUGAUGGAGAAGUCACGCAAGGCCUUUGUAUGGAAGGCGAUGGAGCUGAAAAAGAAGUUGCCUGUCUUUCAACCCGAUAUGUCCAAAGCCAAGCCGGCGCCAACUGAACGCAGCCAGCCGGCGGCGUCCGCGGCGUCGUCCAGCUCUGACCCGCACCGUGUGUUAGUGCGGCGGCCGUGGCAGCUGGCCGAGGUGGACGAGCGCGGUCAAGUGUCGUGCCGCCAGCCGCCCGACGGGCCCACCACCGUCGAGUACUUCCGGCUGGUGCGCGCCACGGCCGCGCCGCACAGCGCCGACAACGUGCAGAUCGGGCAGAGGCGGCCGCCGACGCCGUGCAGUCUGUUCUGCUUCUCGGCGGAGGGAGAGGCGCGGCCGGCACUGCCCUCCGUCCAGUGCCUGGUGUGUCGCUGCCUCUCACACGCCUCCUGCGUCGGGCUUGACGACGACGACAGGCUGUUCAGCUUUGUCUGCGUGGACUGCUACCUGGGCGUGCAGAGGGGCCUCGGCUUCGACGGCGUCGGCGACUCGGUACCGGCCGACUCCGACUCAGACCCGGACCCGGGCGGCGCCAGCGACGGCAGCAUGGAGGAGCUAAUCCCGCCGCCGGCCGAGCUGAUGCCUGUCGUGCCCAAGAAGCGCUCCUGGAAGGACCCCGAGUAG